This is a messenger RNA of Mus musculus (house mouse), 6548 nucleotides long. RefSeq names its product WW, C2 and coiled-coil domain containing 2 (gene Wwc2). Gene Ontology annotation, cellular component: cytosol; cytoplasm. The transcript is spliced from 23 exons. NCBI's taxonomy places the organism in Eukaryota, Metazoa, Chordata, Mammalia, Rodentia, Muridae. The coding region runs from base 349 to 3912 and encodes 1187 amino acids. Gene Ontology annotation, biological process: hippo signaling; negative regulation of organ growth; negative regulation of hippo signaling. Gene Ontology annotation, molecular function: kinase binding; signaling adaptor activity; molecular adaptor activity. The record is from RefSeq and is marked validated.
AGUCGCCGCCGGGCCGUUGCUCCGCGGAGCUUCCCGGAUCCGAGCCCAGACGGCGUCGGCCGGGGCAGCCUGGGCGCCGCGACCCUCGGCGGCCACAGGGGGACGGGGAGGAGGAGGAAGAGGCGGAGGCAGCGGCGGCAAGGAGGAGGAGGAGGGCUCGCUCGUCUGUUCCGACGCAGACAUGGUGGACUGAUCUCCGGCAGGGCUGAGAGCAGGGAUCCCCGAGGCUUCCCCGCGCGUAGCUCGCCGUGCCCCUCGCCCCGCACGCCCCUCGCCGGCACCCGCGUUCCCGCCGCGCCCCGCGCCCGGUCCCUAUGGAGGCGCCGCUCGCCGGCGAGGCCGCCGACCAUGCCUAGGAGGGCCGGGAGCGGGCAGCUGCCGCUACCCCGGGGCUGGGAGGAGGCCAGGGACUACGACGGCAAGGUUUUCUACAUCGACCACAACACCAGGAGGACCAGCUGGAUCGACCCCCGGGACAGGUUAACGAAGCCCCUGUCCUUCGCUGACUGUGUCGGGGAUGAGCUGCCCUGGGGAUGGGAAGCGGGGUUUGACCCUCAGAUUGGUGCCUACUACAUCGACCACAUCAACAAAACCACACAGAUUGAGGAUCCGAGGAAACAGUGGCGGGGCGAGCAGGAGAAGAUGCUCAAGGACUAUCUCUCCGUGGCCCAGGACGCACUCAGGACGCAGAAGGAGCUGUACCACGUGAAGGAACAGAGGCUGGCGCUGGCCCUCGAUGAAUAUGUGCGGUUAAAUGAUGCCUACAAAGAAAAAUCAAGCUCUCAUACCAGCCUCUUCUCAGGGUCUUCAUCUAGCACCAAAUAUGAUCCUGAUAUUUUAAAAGCUGAGAUCUCCACCACACAAUUAAGGGUUAAAAAGCUGAAAAGAGAACUCUCCCACAUGAAGCAAGAACUUCUCUAUAAGCAGCAAGGCUUUGAAACGCUGCAACAAAUUGAUGAGAAGAUGUCCGGAGGCCAGAGUGGGUAUGAACUUAAUGAAGCCAAAGCCAUCCUGACAGAACUGAAGUCUAUCAGAAAGGCCAUCAGUUCAGGAGAAAAAGAAAAGCAAGACCUGAUGCAGAGUCUUGCUAAGCUGCAGGAGCGAUUUCAUUUGGAUCAAAACAUGGGCAGUUCCGAGCCAGAUCUGAGAUCUAGUCCUGUGAAUUCUCAUCUCUCUCUGUCCAGACAGACCCUUGACGCUGGGUCACAGACAAGCAUUUCUGGAGAUAUUGGGGUUCGAAGCAGAUCAAAUUUAGCUGAAAAGGUCAGACUGAGUCUCCAGUAUGAAGAAGCCAAAAGAAGCAUGGCUAACUUGAAAAUUGAACUGUCAAAGUUGGAUGGUGAGGCCUGGCCUGGGGCCCUGGACAUCGAGAAGGAGAAGUUGAUGCUGAUUAAUGAGAAAGAAGAACUUCUGAAGGAGUUGCAGUUUAUCACCCCGCAGAAGCGCUCGCAGGAGGAGCUGGAGCGCCUGGAAGCCGAGCGCCAGCACCUGGAGGAAGAGCUGAUGGCCGCCCGGGGCUCACCCAGCAGGGCUCUAACCGAGAGAUUGAAAUUGGAAGAGAAAAGAAAAGAGCUGCUACAGAAACUUGAAGAAACUACUAAGUUAACUACUUCCUUGUACUCGCAACUUCAAAGCCUCUCCUCCAGCACACUGUCCAUGUCAUCUGGGAGCAGUCUAGGGUCCCUGGCCUCCAGUCGGGGCUCUCUGAACACCUCCAGCAGGGGGUCACUCAACUCCCUCAGUUCCAGUGAACUCUAUUACAGCAGCCAGGGCGACCAGAUGGACACAGACUAUCAGUAUAAACUGGACUUCCUUCUUCAAGAGAAGGGUGGCUACAUUCCUUCCGGACCCAUCACCACCAUCCACGAAAAUGAGGUGGUCAAGUCCCCCAGCCAGCCCGGCCAGAGUGGGCUCUGUGGGGUGGGAGUGACAGCCAGCAGCCACACAACCCCACUGACGGAGGCCUCCAAGUCAGUGGCAUCCCUGUCCUCCAGGUCCUCUCUCUCCUCCUUGUCGCCUCCCGGCUCUCCUCUUGUCCUGGACAGCGUAUUUCCAGGGUCCUCCCAUGACACCUCUCCACACCAGUUCCCUACCGACUUUGAGGACUGCGAGCUGAGUCGCCGCUUUGCUGACGUUGGCCUUGGUGAAAACCAGGCCUUGCUGGAUUCAGACUCGGGAGGAGCAUCCCAACCUCUCCUUGAGGAUAAAGGCCUGAGCGAUUGCCCUGGGGAGCUGCUGUGUGAGGGCGCAACAGAUGUGGAAAAGUCGUUACCCAAAAGAAGAGGACUCCAUCUUCGAGGAGACAAGACCACUCGGGUGUCCGCUGCUGCCUCUGACGAGUCGGUGGCUGGAGACAGUGGGGUCUACGAAGCCUCCAUGAAGCAGCCUGGUGAAAUGGAAGAUGUUCCCUACAGUGAAGAGGAUGUCACCAUUGUGGAGACUGCCCAGGUGCAGAUAGGACUCAGAUACGAUACAAAGAGUUCAAGUUUCAUGGUGAUUAUAGCACAACUCCGAAAUCUUCAUGCCUUCUCGAUACCUCAUUCUUCAAAAGUGUAUUUUAGGGUCGCUCUGCUUCCCUCCUCUGCGGAUGUCAGCUGUCUGUUUCGAACAAAAGUCCAUCCCCCCACCGAAUCUGUGCUGUACAACGAUGUGUUCAGGGUGGCCGUUUCCCAGGCAGCCCUUCAACAGAAGACGUUGAGAGUGGAUCUCUGCUCCGCCAGUAAACACCGCAGGGAGGAAUGCCUGGCUGGGACGCAGAUCAGCCUGGCGGAUUUACCAUUUUCCAAUGAGAUCUUCAUGCUGUGGUAUAAUUUGCUUCCUUCCAAGCAAAUGCCUUGCAAGAAGAAUGAAGACGGAAAUGAGGAGCCUGGAGCUCGGUCUCAGCAGCCCAUGCUCGACCCUAUAGACCUGGACGCCGUGUCAGCCUUACUUGCGAGAACUUCAGCUGAGCUCUUGGCUGUGGAACAAGAACUGGCCCAGGAGGAGGAGGAGGAGGAGCUAAGGCCAGAGCGGCGGGGUCCAGGGAGAGACUGCCUAACGAUGCUAAGAGAGGCCUCUGACGAACCUGCGGCUUUGAGAGAGUCUGGGGUUCCCUUGGCAGAGGGCAGCCGCUGCACAGAGGACCCGAAGCCAUGCCCUAGGGGGCCUGAGACAAGCCAGUGUAGGAAGGAGCCUGCUGAAGACCCUGGUCAGCUGCCAUCUGGACUUCCCACCCUGGUCGAUAAGGAGACGAAUACAGAUGAAGUGGUUGACAGCAAUAUGGCAGUUCGCCCUAAAGACCGAAGCAGCCUCAGCUCUCGACAGCAUCCAUUCGUGAGAAACAGCGUGAUAGUGCGCUCACAAACCUUCUCCCCAGGCGAGCGAAGUCAGUACAUCUGCAGGUUAAAUCGCAGUGACAGUGACAGCUCAACCUUGGCCAAAAAAUCCUUGUUUGUGCGGAACUCCACUGAGCGGCGCAGUUUGCGGGUCAAAAGGGCGGUUUGCCAGCCCACCCUCAGGAGGACUGCUCAGGAAUGCCCCGUGCGCACUUCUCUGGACCUGGAGCUGGACCUGCAGGCCUCGCUGACCCGCCAGAGUCGCCUCAAUGACGAGCUGCAGGCCCUGAGAGGCUUACGGCAGAAGCUAGAGGAGCUGAAGGCUCAGGGAGAGACUGACCUUCCCCCAGGCGUGCUGGAGGACGAGAGAUUCCAGAAGCUUCUGAAGCAAGCAGAGAAGCAGGCUGAACAGACGAAAGAGGAGCAGAAGCAAGACUUGAACGCAGAGAGGUUGAUGAGGCAGGUCUCCAAGGAUGUGUGCCGACUGCGGGAGCAGAGCCAGAAGGAGCCUCGGCAGGUGCAGUCCUUCAGGGAGAAGAUUGCCUACUUCACAAGAGCGAAGAUUAGCAUCCCAUCACUGCCCGCUGACGACGUGUGACCCUGCCUGUGGCUUAGCACCGCCUCUCAGCUGCUCACUUGCCAAGGGAGGGGCAAAGACUGAAUAUUUACUUUUUUUGUUGUUUUCAUUUUUGUUUCAUUUUGGGGGCGGGGCUUGUGUUUCCUGUAAUAUAACUCAACUCUUGAAGAGCUUCCGUUUCAUACCAGUUUCAUCAGGUUUAUUUGUAAAGUACUUUGAAUGUAACUCUUACAUGCUUUGAGAAGAAAAAAAAAAUCACAUAACAAAACUGGGGUAAUCUGGUCCAAAUCUGGUCCACAAGUGUUGUACAGUAUGCAUGUGUUACCGCUGGGCUUCGCUGCAGGCUGGACUCAGGUAACAUGUGCCCGGUGUCUGCCCGCUGAGCCGACUGCAGCAGGCAGCUGUCUAGCUGCCCGGGAGACUGGUGCCACAGCAUACCUUUGAACUAGAGAGCCACACUCUCCAUCCAAGUGAGCAUCUCUGAGCCCACCUGGAACACCUGCCCGGUUCCUUCCAUCACCCACGUCUGACCACCUUUUCUCUGCAAAACCCUUUCUUUCUGCCCUCUUAAACUUGUCUGGAGAAAACAAGAGUGUGAAAGCCGAGGGCAGAAAUAGAGAAGCAGAGGUGUACUCCUGCUGUAGAAAGCUGCGGUCGGGGGCAGAAAGAAAACUGUGGGGAGGGGAGGCAGCUUUCAAAACCCCUGAGAAGACUGCAGAUGCUUGCCUGGCCACUGCUUCUAUCACAGUCUGCAUCUGCAGGGCAAGGUGGCCCCGGCCUCUGAUGACGCUGCAGGCAGUGCAGAGGGGGCACGCCUCUAUCCAUUAGAGGAGAGCUGAGGUCGGGGCGCAUCAUAAUGAGAUCAAACUUGCCAAACAGAAGAGAGUUUGUUACCAGGUUUCUACACUCACUAGGAAGUAUUUUGUAGCUGUCAUCUUCCUAGAGAUUCUGUCCGGGAGAUUCUGUCAGGGAUGCAUAAAAGGUAGUUGAAUGCAGAAGCAAAGGGUGUGGACUGGAUCAUUUUAUAUCUAUCUUCUGGAUGAACAAGCAAGCUUGACCUAGAAAUUGGUCAAAGAGCCGUGUUCUUCAAGCUGGGUUUUAACUUACCAGACCCCGGGCACUUCCUUAAAAAAAAAAAAAAAAAGACUCGGUUUAGCCUAGCCAGCAUAAACAUGUUAAAAUAAAUACUUUUUCAGGUAAUUUAAACCACACUCACGUACUCUGUCAUACUGGAAGAAGCCGUGUUUUGGUGAGCCAUCUUAUAUAGCAAGCUAAAUUAUUUUUAUUUUUUUAAUGCAAAAUAAUUUUAUAGGAAUUAAUAGAAGAAAGGCGAAGGGGAAAAUCUGUUUUAAAAAAGUUACAUUCUGCUGGAAUCCCCAUUAGUAAGGAUUUUUAUUUUCUUGAAUCUAUGUAUAUUUUAGAAAGUUCAUUUUUAUCAGAAUCAAAGUUCGUACUCAGCCAGAAUUUUAAUUAUCAAGUGACUGCACCUAAAAUGUAAUCAUUUCCCCCUAAACAUUCCACAACGUGUACCCCGCUUCUCACAAGGUGUAACUGGAUAGGACACUACUUGGAACUACAAGAAGCCUGGUGGUGGGCUGAGCACAGACCUCCCACGCUGCCCAGCGCCCUGUAGGUAACUGGAGGAAGGCCAUGCUGUCCACCCUUCCUGGCCAGGAUCCAGUUGAGCAGCAGAGGUUGACUAAAUGAAGGUGCCGUCUUCAGCAUCAUAGUUUGACCAGUGAAAAUGUUCAUAGAAUUUUGUGUAGUUGUACCGUACGAUUUUAUCUUCUUCAUUUAUUUAUUUACGGUCUUAUUUAUGUUCUGUUUAAUAUAUAGUUUGGUUCUGGCCAUCUUAAAUGUUGGGCUUACAAGAGGCUAUAUUGAAGUAUUUACAGCUAUAUGAUCUUCAUCAGAUUUAUCGCUAACUUUUUGUAAUACAAAAAGUGUCAGACUACGAGUAUUAAAGAAUAAAGUGUGUCUCAGGCUGGUAGCUCAGAGCUGUGACUGAGGGACUUCGGUUUUAUUUUAUAAAACAUGCUCAUUUCUAACAUGAGAGAAACUAUUCUGGUAGAAUCCUUUCUCCACUCUGAAAGUCAGCAGUCAUGUUGUGCUUAUACAGGCCGCUUUCUGUAGGUCUGUCUGUCACAUUUGUAUUGACCCAAAUGAUUUUUAAAAAAAGUUUUUUUUUUACUAACUUGAUCACAAAACCAUAUGGAUGAAUAAAAAAUUUAAUAUUAUUAAAAAUAUUUUUAAACUUAGAAUUUAUUCUGCAUAGGGUAAAAAGAGUUUAAUCUUUAGCUCUCAAGUUUGGAUUAUCAGUAUAUUACAUUUUUGUCUAUCAGACUCAAGUGUUACAGGUACAAGGAGGAUAUUAACUUGCCAAAUAACAAAGUUUAGCUGAGUCUCUGUAGCAUACAAAUUACAUACAUUUAAAAUCUUUUUGCUAUGUAUUUAUAUUGUAUUAAAUAUGAGAAGCUCAGGACUCAAACAUUUAAUCAGGUUACAUUCUGGAAAUGUUUCUGUUUUCAUUUGUCCUGUUUGUAAUGGUGUGUAAAUACAUCGCCCAUAUUAACUCCUGUUGCUGCACUUGCCCCGUGUCUGUGGAUGAAAAAAUUCAGUGAUUUUUUUUUAAACAAUACAUAUUUCCUAAUACUGCA